GCCUAACCGGGAGCAAUGCCAGCAAAAGACGGAUCGAAAGACAGUGCUCCUUCCUCCUCCUCGUUGUUUUACGGCGACAGCGGCCGGACUGCCUUCGCUGCCGUCUGUUUAUGUUAUUCUGAUUUGCAAGUGCAGUCGGAGAGAAUGGCCACACUGAGAUUGCCCCUGCCCCUGCCCCUGCCCCUGCUCCUGCUGCUGUCUCUUCUCCUGGGCUAUGUGCGGGGCUCUCCGCAAGAAUCCGAAGCCGUGGACCAACACAGCAAACACCUCUACGAUGCGGACCUCUUCAGCCACGCAGUGCAGACCACCCCUCACUUCAUCAUGUUCUUUGCGCCCUGGUGCGGACAUUGUCAGAGGCUUCAGUCUACAUGGAAUGAACUAGGGGACAAGUACAACAACAUGGAUUCACCUCCACUUAACAUUGCUAAAGUUGACUGCACGAAAGACACCAAGAUCUGUUCUGAUCAUGGAGUCCGGGGAUAUCCUACACUGAAGUUAUUCAAACCCAGCCAGGAAGCAGUGAAAUAUCAGGGGCCUCGGGACCUCCAGUCACUGGAAACCUGGAUGCUUCAGACCAUGAGUGCUGAACCUGUUCAGACUGAAUCAAAGCAGGAAUCUUCCACAGUCCCAGAAUCCAAGCAGGGCUUGUAUGAACUCUCAGCCAACAACUUCAAGUUACACACUGGACAAGGCUUUCACUUCAUCAAGUUCUUCGCUCCGUGGUGCGGACACUGCAAGGCUCUGGCCCCAGCGUGGGAACAGUUGGCAGCGGCCUUCGAGCAUUCUGACAGUGUGAAAAUUGGCAAGGUUGACUGCACCCUCCAUCAGCAGCUGUGCUCUGAUAGCCAGGUGCGAGGAUAUCCCACACUGCUCUGGUUCAAGGAUGGCGAAAAGGUUGAUCAAUACAAGGGAAAGCGAGAUCUGGACUCCCUAAAGGAAUAUGUGGAUUCCCAGUUGAAGGCUGCUCAACCCUCUAAAGAUGAAGACAGUGAAGACGAGGAAGAGGAUGAACUUGAGGAAGGGGAAGAUGAGCCUGAGGAGGAAGUGGAGGAGGAUGAGGAGGAAGGAGAAGAGGAUCUGGACAAAGUUCUCAACCUGACUGAAAACAAUUUUGAGGAGACCAUAGCCACAGGGGUGACCUUUGUGAAGUUUUAUGCCCCCUGGUGUGGCCAUUGUAAGAGCCUAGCACCAACCUGGGAGGAACUUGCCAAACAAGAGUUUCCUGGAAUAAGUGACAUCAAGAUUGCUGAAGUGGACUGCACAGCCCAACGCUCUCUCUGUAAUCAGUAUUCAGUUCGUGGUUAUCCAACACUGCUGCUUUUCCGUGGAGGUCAGAAGGUAACUGAGCACAAUGGAGCCAGGGAUCUGGACACACUCCACAGCUUUAUCCUCCAGCAAGCCAGGGACGAACUGUAAGGCGCACAGCUACCACCUCUUGUUGUUGAUAUACAAUUGUGUCCAAACUUGUAAUUGUGUUGUAUACUUACUCCUCAGUCAAGGUAUGUUCCUUCACCAACCUCCAACCUUGGGUUUGGUUAAAUUGUCUGUGCUUUUUAAUCAGUGGUGCCUUCUGUGCAUGUGUGGAAAUGCGUGUGUGUGUGUGUGUGUGUCUAGAAAGAAAAGAUUUUACUUCCUAUGCCUGCCAGCAUAACACUUUUAUGUGAAUGUGGUUUAUAAGUAGUUAACAGACAAUCAUCUGUACCUGAUUAGUAAAUGCAGUACUAUGGGCAUAAAACAGAAUACCUCAGCGUAUCUUCAAGCCACAUUCACCUGUGUGCAUUACUGGAAGGAGGAGUUGGCAGUCUGUGUAGUGAGUGACUGUAAGAUUUGUAGAGUUUUAUUAAAAUGUGGUUGCUUAACAUAAUCAAAUCACUUAUUGAAACUGAAAUUCAAGUCACUUUUUGACCACUUCAACAGUACAUUGUGAUUGGGGGGGUGGGAGGGGGGAUUAAAACAGACAAUGCAGUAGUUACCAUGUAACACUUGCACCCCCUUUUUUUUAAAAGACGUUGUUAUGCGUUGAACAACCUUGCAGUUUAUUAAGAUUAAUUAACUUGAGGCUGUUCUUUAAAGUGAAUCAGAGAUGGUGGCUAAAAGAACUACAGUGAGUCUCAUUUUAUGCUAGUUUUUUUAAAAUAAGAUUUUAAAUCUAUUUCCAGAACAGCAAAUGGUACAGUCCAUGGCAGUGGCUGUUAUAGUCAGAUACACUUUAAGCAUUGAGUUACAGCAACAGCAGACCCAAGAUGUAGAAUUGUUCACUAUUCAUAUAUACUGCUGCGAGUGAGCAAACUGCACAGGAAAACCACUUAAUUUUAACAUCCUUUAUUGUUAGCAUGUGUGUUAAGAGAAUGAAUUGUAUGUCUCCAGGUGAGAGGUGGAUAACAGUAAAAGUUGAGUGUGGUCGGCACUUAAUUUUUUGUACAAUAAAAUCAUGAAACAAAAUGUGAGAUGCUACAUCAAAAGUUUACAUUACUUGGCAUUUUCUAAUAAAAAAAUGUAAAUGAU
Molecule: messenger RNA, 2505 nt
Organism: Hypanus sabinus (Atlantic stingray)
Lineage: Eukaryota; Metazoa; Chordata; Chondrichthyes; Myliobatiformes; Dasyatidae
Gene: txndc5
Product: thioredoxin domain containing 5
Exons: 11
Coding region: 16-1416 (466 amino acids)
Biological process (GO): protein folding
Cellular component (GO): endoplasmic reticulum
Molecular function (GO): protein disulfide isomerase activity
Source: RefSeq, a predicted model, not a curated record